Rubroshorea leprosula is the source of this 613-nucleotide messenger RNA. Lineage: Eukaryota; Viridiplantae; Streptophyta; Magnoliopsida; Malvales; Dipterocarpaceae. The record is from the annotation of a GenBank genome assembly.
CAUACCAACCUCUUGGCUGUACCUCCUCUGUUUUGCUCUUCUCUCUGCUUUUGUUAUUAUUUUUUACACUGUUUCCUACAAUGGCAUCGAGUUCGAGCUGGACCCCAAAGCAAAACAAGCUGUUUGAGAAUGCUCUGGCCAUCUACGACAAGGAUACACCUGACCGCUGGAUCAACUUAGCCAGGGCUGUCGGAGGGAAGUCUGUAGAGGAGGUGAAGAGGCAUUAUGAUGUGCUUGUGGAAGACAUCAAUCAGAUUGAGUCCGGCCAAGUCCCAUUGCCUAAUUACAAGAAAAUGGGCACCGGCGGUGGUAACAAAGGAUCCAACUACAUGGUCGACGAAGAUCAAAGGCUAAAGAAUCUCAGGCUCCAUUGAAGAUUUAAAGCAAAUGCAAGAUUAUUGAUAAAUAAUGUAUUAUUAUUACUAUUAACUUUGUUUCCCAUUUCCAUCAAUUGUAAUAUCAUGAAUUCUGUUGAUGAUAAUAAAUGGUCUUGUUCUUAGUAGUGUUGUAAUAUGGCUUCUUGUGCAUGAAUUCUGUUGUAUCUCAUGGUGUUUGCCUGAAAGAGGCAGACAUUGUAAUGCAUUCAGAACUUGAAGAAAUUAAAAUUUAAGAA